CAUCACCGCGAUGGCAUCCAUCCCAUCGGCUUUACAAACAAGCAGCCAAAACAUCUGCUGCACUCUGCCCUAUUAUCACUCUGUCGCCCAUCGGCACUUGCAGACUUGCUCAUUUUUGCGCACCACUAAGGUGCCUGAUGUCCAAGUUAUCGCAUUGAAGUACUAUAGUAACUAGCGGACGCGCGCGUGCGCGGGCGCGGAAAGGAAGUUUGGCCUCGGCGCGUGGGCGGGCUCGUUGGCACCAUGAAGCUGACGCGUGCACAAGCUCUUAAUGAGCUUGGUCUGGAUGAGUCGGCGUCGGAGGUCGAUAUCAAGAAAGCCUACAAGAAGCUGGCAUUGCAAUGGCACCCGGACAAGAAUGCGGACAAGGACGCCGCGACGCUCAAGUUCCAGAUGAUAUCCAACGCCUAUGCGCGGCUGUCGGCUCGCAACCACCCCGGCGACGACGACGACCUGGACGACCUGGAUCCAGACGACAUCUUUGAUGAGGACGACUUUGAAGAGUUCGCGGACUUCAUGCGGUCCGAGUUCUUCUACCGCAUGUUCUUCGGCGGGAUGGGCAUGAGCGGGGGGCGGCGGCGCGGCGGUGGCGGCGGUGGUGGCCCGGCGCACGUGUUCUUCUCUCCGGGAAUGGGCUUCGCCUUUGGCGGCAUGCCGGGCAUGGGCGGCGGCAUGUUCGGUGGCAUGCCCGGCGGCAUGUUUGGAGGACCCAGCGCCGGCAGCCGCGCGGCGUCGGGGCGGCGCCCGGGCCAACCGCGAGGCGGGCGCGGCGGCUCCUUCUACACAUACGACAGCGAGUCGGACGAUGAUGACGACGACUAUGAUGAGGACGAUUCGGGCAGCUACAGCACGAUGGACGACGAUGAGGAGGUGCGCGCCUACUACGAGGCGCAGCAGCGCGGAGCCAAGAACGCAGCGCGCAAGGAGGAGCGGAAGCGCCGCGCCAGGGAGGCCGACACGUUCUUUGCGCGCUCGGAGGAUGCCCGUCGCGCUGCCGCCGCCACCGCGCCCGACCCGGGUCUGGCGAAGCUGGCGGGCCAGCAGCUGCCGCGCCCCACCAACCCUGGCGGCGUGCGCAGUGACAGCAGCCUGCGCAUCAGCCUAGACCCGAAGAAGAAGGCCGAGCACUGGCUGGAGCGGAGGCAGAUCAAGUUCGAGCUCGAGUACCGGCGCGCUUCCGACCCCACGGCCGCGCCCAGCUCCUGGACAGUCCUGGCGUCGGACUCCACCGCCACCUUUGAUGUGACGGGGCUUGCGCCGGGCACUAAGUACGUGUUCCGCGGCCGUGCCGGCAUGUCGGUGCCGGCACCCGAUGGCAGGGGCUCAGUGCUGCAGUGGGGCAAGUACUCAGAGGAGAGCACCUUCGCCACGACCGGCAAAUCGCUCUCGGAGACGGCGCCGCCAGCAGCAGCGGCCGGAACCAGCUCAUGGCAGCCGGCGUCAGGCGCUCGGGCACGCGGCUCCAUCCCCGUUGCCCCGCCAUCUUCAGUUGCUGACGUGGCCGCCCGCGCCGCCGGCACCAACGCCACCUCCUUGUCUGAUGACGCGGGGCCGUCCACCAGUGGCCACAGGCACGGACAAGGCACUGGCGAGGACAGCAGCGGCAGCGGGAGAGGCGCAGCAGCAGGGGCCGCGGCCGCCGCGGGCGCGGUCGGGAAGAAGGAGAACAAGAAGGGCAAGGGCGGGAAGGGCGGCGGCCGGGCAGAGGAGGAGGCGGAAGGCGCUGGCAAGGUGGACUCUAAAUCGAGGGAACAGCUUAUGCAAAAGGACGCCGAGGGGCGCCGGCGCGAGGAGGAGCGGCAGCGGCGGGCGGAGGAGAAGAAGCGCGCCGAGGCGGAGAAGGAGGCGGCAAUGCGUGCAGCCAUGGAGGCGGCGGCGGCCGAGUACGAGCGCUCCGUGCGCGAGGCGGCGGCAGCAGCGGGCGCGGGGGGCAACGGCGGGGUCACAGGUGCCGGCAAGGGAGGGGCGGCAGGCGGCAAGAAGGGCGGCGCGGCAGCGGCUGGUGGCGGCAAGCAGCAGACGGAGGCGGCGGCCGCGCCUUCCAAGCCAGCUGCAGGGCCAGCACCACCGUCCGCAGCCGCGGCGGGUGCGGCUGCGAGCAAAGGGGCUGGCGGCAAGGCCGCGAAGCAGGCUCAUGCCGCGGGGCCAGGGAAGGGCUCCCAGCAGCAGCAACAGCCGCUGCAGCCCCCACAGCCGCCGCAGCCGCAGCAGCGAGGGCCGCCGCCGCACCCCAAGCCGCAGCCAGGCGCCGGCGGCAAGCCGCACGCAGCAGCAGGCUCAAGCGUGCUGCCGUCCGCGCCGCCACCACCUGGGCAACGCUCAGCACCGCCGCCUGGACACACGCCAGUUUUUGCUGGUGGUCGGGGGGUCGGCGCCGCUGCUGGCGGACGGGGCACCGGGCCGGCCGCCGGGCGAGGCUACCGCGGCCCGCCGCCACCCCCCGCACCGCGGGGUCGGCCCAGCCCGGCCGCGGCGCCCGCAGCGGGGCCCCCGCGCCGUCUUGCGGACGACCUGGAUCUGGAGCUGGAGAUGGCCAUCGCCGCCAGCCUGCAAACCGCGCAGCAGGAGGGCUUCAGCGAUCUGAUCGACCCGGACACGCUCGCGGCCGUGAACGCGGCCGCACACGGUACCCCUGGGCCUCAGGGCGCCUACGCCGGCGCCGGGGGCAGCCGAUCUGCCACGGCGCCGCCGCCCAGCCUUGGCUCACACAACGCCUUCCCAUCGCUGUCGCCCACUGGCGCUGGGGCAGGUGCGUCCUCGGGACACAACAGCUCCAGCCCGGUAGGCGGCACUGCCGCUGCCGCCGACUUCGGCGCAAAGCCCGGUCGGCCUCCGCAGGGUGUCCAGCAGCAGCAGCAGCAGCAGCAGCCGCCACGGCAGUCAUGGAACCCUGCCAGUGCGGGCUCCGCGGCGGCGGCAAUGCCCGCCCCAUUCCCAGCGGCGCCUGCCGCGCCCGCGCCGCAGGCGAUGCCACAGCCGCAGCUGCCGCCGGCGGCCGCGUCGGCGCCCACGGGGCCGCGGGCAUACCCUCUGACCGCGCCGCUGGCUUCGGCAGCGGUCCCCGUAUCCACAGGGAGUGGCGCUGCGGUCGCGAGCCCGGCCAUGCAGCUGCCGUACGGGUUGCCGUACGGGCUGCCAGUGGGUGGCGCCGGUGCCAACCCGCAGCGGCCUGCCCCAUCGGCGCCUGUGUCGGUGCAGGUGCCGGCGCAGAUGUCGGCGCAGGCGUCGGUGCCGGUGCAGGUGCGGAUUCAGCAGCCUGGUGUGCCCGCCGUGUCGCAGGCUCCUUUGGCGGCCGGUGCCGGGGCAUCGGCAGCCAUGGGGCUCGGCUCAGGGGCUGAAGCAUCGGCUGGAGGCUUCGCUGCGGACAUGGCGGCGCGCAACGUAGCCAUGUUCGCGAGUCGUUUCGGGCUCAACAGCAACAGCAACGGCAACACCAAUGGUGCAGACGGCGCUGGUGCUGCCAUGGCGGCCGCACCGGCGGGACCAGCGCUAGCGACCGCGGGGUAUGGAGCGGCGUAUGCGUCGUGGAGGUCAGGUGCGUACGGCUAUAAUCCAACGGCAGCAGCAAGCGAGGCUGCGGCAGGCGAUGGCAACAGCAGCACUGCCACCGGCACCAGUGGCAUGGGCGGGCUGGGAUCCUGGGCGCCAAAUGGCGGCGGCGCCGGUGCCGGCAACGCCGGCCUGGGCGCGGGGUUGCCUGCUUCCGGCUAUGACAGCAGCAGCCUGUGGGGCGGCACCGGCGCCAGCAGCGCGCAGGGCGCUGGUCUCGGCGCGGACAUGUCCAUGUUCGGUGCCGCGGCCGGUGCGGCGGGGGGCAGUAGUGGUGCCACGUUGGGAGGUCUGGGCGGCGCGGGUACGGCGUAUGGCACUGCUCCCGCGGCCACUGCGGCUCAGCCGACGGCAACACGUGCGCUUGUGGCGAAUAUGCUGGGGCAGCAACAGUCCCAGCAGCAGUUGCAGCAGCCGGUGCAAGUGCAGGCGUUCAAGCCGCAGGUCCAGUCGCAGCCGCAGCAGGUGCAAGUGCAGGUUACAUCGACUGCGAUGCCGUCGCAUCUGCAGGCCCACAUGCAGCGCCUGCAACAGAUGCAGCAACAGCAGCAACAGCAACAGGCCGCCGGGGCACAGGGCCAGUACCAUAACCUCUACCAGCCCUCCGCCUACCCGUCAGCAUCCGCUGCAGCCAGCCCCUACACGCAGCAAGCCUACACGCAGCAACCACAGGCUUACUCGCUGCAGCAGCAGCAGCACCAAUCUUACACGCAGGAACAGCCACAGCAGCAAGCGCAAGUGACGCAAGAGCAGCCCUACGGUACGGCAGCAAAUCCGUACAACACGUACGGCAACGGGGCGAGCCGGGCAGCAGGCGGCUCGGAUGCGGCGGCGUCAGCGUCCGCGGGUGGCUGGGGCCUCACGAACGAGCAGAUGCUGGCUUAUGCCAGCAUGUACUCUGCGCAGCAGUCCCAGCAGGCGCAACAGCAGCAGCAGCAGCAUCAGCAGCAGGGAGGGCUGAGCCAGGGCUGGUCUGCAAUGCAACAGUAUUAGCGCGCCGGUGAGGAAGGACGAGGAGGAGGUAGCAGUGGAGGUCUGAGUGACAUAGGUGGCGCCCCAGCCGCCCCUGCUGCCGAGUACAAGCGGUAAAUGUGCAGGAUGUCGCUGGGUGGCUGAGCGCCUGGCGCAGUUGUAAUGCGCUGUUAUUGCGGUAGACAGGUCGUGGACGGGAACACGUGUAUUGUAAACAAUACAGAUGGUUGUUACGGUUGAACCGCAUCCUGAUCUCUGUUGCCAAGCGCUUUACGCAACCCCUGCGCCUACAGAAGAGGCAAUAUCUCGGCGUUGAUACGUGUGCCUCAAUUCGCCAGUUGCUUGUCGCCUCGGUCCUGCCCUCUGGCGCCCUUUGCAGCCCCUACCGUACAGUCCGUACUGGACUACAAGGAGGCGUGCUGUGACCUGCGGGGCUACAAACGCCAGCCUGAGGUUGAGAUUGUGGCACAGUAAUGCAGAUGUGCCGGGUGUGCCAAGGGGCCCACCGGCAUGAUCGAGGCCACGCUCGAGACGGCCCGAGUCCU
This is a messenger RNA of Chlamydomonas reinhardtii, 5066 nucleotides long. RefSeq lists its product as uncharacterized. Gene Ontology annotation, molecular function: protein-folding chaperone binding; protein folding chaperone. The transcript is spliced from 13 exons. Bases 244 to 4542 code for a protein of 1432 amino acids. Lineage: Eukaryota; Viridiplantae; Chlorophyta; Chlorophyceae; Chlamydomonadales; Chlamydomonadaceae. Gene Ontology annotation, cellular component: nucleus; cytoplasm. The record is from RefSeq and is a predicted model, not a curated record.